AUGUCAACAAAAGUAAAUGGCGUUGGUGAAGAAUACGGAAGAGGCAGUGGUGGUGGUGAAUACGGAGGAGGUGGAAGUGUUUACAGAUCUGGUGAUGCUAAAUACGCAGGAGACGGUGGUGUUACGGAUAUGGUGGUGGUGGGUGUCGUGAGAGAAAAAACGAUGGUGGAAACGAAUAAUAAUGCGUGUGAUAACAGAUAG
This is a messenger RNA of Arabidopsis thaliana (thale cress), 201 nucleotides long. RefSeq lists its product as uncharacterized. Bases 1 to 201 code for a protein of 66 amino acids. NCBI's taxonomy places the organism in Eukaryota, Viridiplantae, Streptophyta, Magnoliopsida, Brassicales, Brassicaceae. The record is from RefSeq and is marked reviewed. The transcript has a single exon.